CGGAAUCGCCGGUACAUAAUCUGAGCCGGUAUACAAGACUUACAAGUUUUCUGUUUACAUUUUAUGAACUGUACUAAUUUCUAAUUAUGUGUACUUCUCUUAGAACCGCCCUUUUAAAUAGUAGUUUAUAUAACUUAAAAUAAUGCUAAACGAGAAGUCGUUCUUCCAGUGUUAAGUGAGUGAGGAAAAUUGUGCACACAGCUCAUGAUGACGCCAGAUCCAGUUAUCGAGUUUCUCAAACAGUCGCUGCCCUGUCGCGAUUCUCAAAUCGAUCAACUCUACAAUCUCCUAGCUCACAAAGAUCAUCUCACACCCCCAUGCAUUUACGUCUAUGGAGGUGCUAGUACUGGAAAAACUACCCUGGUCACCUCAAUGCUCCAAAAACUUGAAAUCAAACACGCUAUAGUUAACCUCGUCGAAUGCUACACAUCAAAGAUCCUAUUCGAAAGUAUUUUGAACAAGCUUUCCGAUCACAAGCUUGAUCCUACAAAUCCUGUACCUUACGCCAGGUGUGACAAUCUUAUUGACUUCAUAUCCCACUUACAAGCUAUCGAAGGUUUAGAUAGAUCAGUUAUAGUACUGGAUAAAGCCGAAGAAUUGCGAAACAUGGAAGUUAACCUUCUACCAGGAAUUCUGAGGAUCAGAGAACUAACUAACCUAAAGAUAACAAUAAUUCUCAUAUCAGAUAUUGUGUUUGAAAAAUACUACAACAAGUCAACGAAUAUAGAGCCAUUGAAAGUAUAUUUUCCACAAUAUAACAAAGAUGAUUUGUUGGAGAUUCUCACUCUGGAUCUCGAUUACGUCAGAAAAUUGGCGGAAGAAACUUCUGUCGACUUCGAUGUUGAGUUUUAUAAAAACUACUUGAAUCUGUUUCUAUCGGUGUUCUAUAGAGCAUGUAGAGACUUAUGUGAACUUAGGCACAUGUCCAGAUCUAAUUUUAUGAAAUAUAUCCAACCAGUUGUUCAAAAACAGUGCAGUGUUACUGACUCUAUGUCUUUGUGGAGAAACAUCUCGCCCAUCUUGAAAAACUCUCUUGAAGUUCUCUACCUGAGAGUAGAUGUUACAAGUGAGCAAAUGAAGAGUGCAGCUCAUAGCUUAGAGCUACCAUAUUACGCUAAAUACCUUUUGGUAGCGGCAUAUCUUGCAAGCUACAAUUCUGCCAAAGAUGACAAAAAGUUGUUUGUUAGAGAUGCUGGUAGGAAGUCAAGAAGUGUUAGAGAUGUUAAGACAAAAAGUAAAGUUUCUGAACAACUAAAUACUCAACUUGGACCAAAACCGUUUACAUUUGAUAGAUUACUUGCAAUUUUUUACGCAAUUCUCGAAGAAAAAGUUGGCUUUAACAACAAUUUGUUGGCUCAAGUGUCCAGUUUAGUAGAGUUGAGAUUGUUGUCAACUAUUGGGGAUGGAACGUCACUUGAUGGGCAAAAGUAUAAAUGCAAUGUUAGCUUUGAUUUUGUUCAUAGUAUUGCUAAGACUAUUGGGUUCAAUAUAAGAAAGUAUCUGAGCGACUUUAGCCAUCUGUAGUGGAAUGAUUCAAGUCGUUUAAUGUAACUUUUACCACCAUUAGUAUUUAUAUUUAUUAUAAAUUGAAUUAUACAGACAUUUACCAUUUAUUUCUGAGUAAUGCGUUACCUCCACCUUGUUUUAAAUCAUAUACUUCGAAUAUCAGGUUUUCGUAAGCACAUCAUAUGUGAUGUUCCAAAUAAAAUUAAUUGAUUGACCUUUUUUGUAUUCUAAUAAAGAAG
Molecule: messenger RNA, 1745 nt
Organism: Acanthoscelides obtectus
Lineage: Eukaryota; Metazoa; Arthropoda; Insecta; Coleoptera; Chrysomelidae
Source: the annotation of a GenBank genome assembly